AAACGCGAGAUCAAAAAUGGCGAUUGAGAUAGAAUCGGCCGAUGUCGUCCGACUUAUUCAGCAAUACCUAAAAGAGAACAGUCUUUAUCGGACCCUGAGUGUUCUACAGGAGGAGACAGUAAUCUCUCUUAACACAGUCGACAGCAUUGAUAGCUUUGUGACUGAAAUCAAUAAUGGACAUUGGGACACAGUACUGCAAGCAAUUCAGUCCCUCAAGUUACCUGACAAGAAGCUCAUCGAUCUCUAUGAGCAGGUGGUGUUGGAACUUAUUGAGUUACGAGAAUUGGGUGCAGCCAGAACAUUACUGAGGCAAACCGAUCCUAUGAUCAUGAUGAAACAGAAUGAAGCAGAGAGAUAUCUACGCUUGGAGAACCUUCUGGCCCGCUCUUACUUUGAUCCUAGAGAGGCAUACCCAGAGGGAAUGUCUAAAGAGCGUAGACGAGUAGCUAUAGCACAAGCUCUGGCAGGUGAGGUGAGCGUCGUCCCACCAUCACGUCUCCUGGCACUGUUAGCCCAAGCUCUUAAAUGGCAACAGCAUCAAGGUCUAUUGCCUCCAGGUUCAUCUAUCGAUUUGUUUCGGGGCAAGGCAGCCAUUCGUGAGCAAGAAGAUGAAACAUUUCCUACUGAGAUGUCAAAGCAAAUUAAGUUUGGUCAGAAGUCGCAUGUGGAGUGUGCAAGGUUCUCACCAGAUGGUCAGUACCUGGUUACGGGAAGUGUGGAUGGCUUCAUUGAGGUUUGGAAUUUCACCACAGGAAAGAUAAGAAAGGAUUUAAAGUACCAAGCUCAGGACAACUUCAUGAUGAUGGAUGAUGCUGUCCUUUGUCUCUGCUUUAGCAGAGACUCCGACAUGAUUGCCACUGGAGGACAGGAUGGCAAAAUCAAGGUGUGGAAGAUCCAGACCGGACAGUGUUUGCGCAGAUUUGAAAGGGCUCACAGUAAAGGUGUUACCUGUGUCAUGUUCUCUAAGGACAACAGUCAGCUAUUAAGUGCCUCAUUUGACCAAACUAUACGAAUGCAUGGACUGAAGUCGGGUAAGGCCCUGAAGGAGUUUCGCGGUCACACGUCGUUCGUCAAUGAGGCGGUGUUCACGGCGGACGGGCACAGCAUCCUGAGCGCAAGCUCUGACGGAAGCGUGAAGGUGUGGAGCAUCAAGAGCACCGAGUGCAGCAACACGUUUAAGUCAUUAGGAGGAACCAGUGGUGCAGACAUCACAGUUAACAGUGUACAUACAUUGCCAAAGAAUGCUGAGCACUUCGUAGUGUGUAAUCGAUCCAAUACGGUUGUUAUCAUGAACAUGCAAGGACAGAUCGUAAGAAGCUUCUCUAGUGGAAAGCGAGAGGGCGGUGAUUUUGUGUGUUGCUGCGUGUCAACGCGAGGCGAGUGGAUCUACUGUGUUGGCGAGGACAUGGUCUUAUACUGCUUUAGCACCUCGACAGGUAAGCUGGAGAGAACACUGAGCGUACACGAGAAGGAGGUGAUCGGCAUCGCGCAUCAUCCACAUCAGAACCUCAUAGGCACCUAUGCCGAGGAUGGGCUGCUACGUCUGUGGAAGCCCUGAGCAGAGAGGUCUGCUAACGACUCGUAGAACUCAACUCGCACGGUAUGGUCAUGCCGUAAGUUCGACGUUUUAGAAGAAGGUCGUGCCUGGUGGUCAUAUUUUGCCAAGUUGUAGAGAUUUUGCAGUCUUAAGAGACAUUUUUCAUACCGCGCACGACUGUAGAGAUAUGCACUGCAUGGUGAUGCCACAUGCUCACGGAAACACCGUGGCCCUGUUUAAACUGUGAGCAACACACCUAAUGCAUUUGUGGCAUUGACUCUCGAAUGUGAUAGAAAUAUCGAAUUUCAUCUAUUCAUGAAACAUCAUUCUGUUUACAAAUGUAAAAAGUACAUGUGUAGUUGUCUAUAAUACUGCACAUUUUAUACGAGGAAUGUUGAGCAAUAUUAAGAUCAUUCCCUACGAUACACAGGAUAUCGUGUGUUUGGAUCACUGUUGGUUGUUGACAUGUGUCCAGUAAUAACCUGAUAUAUAUAAUGUGAAUGUCAGCUACACAUUCAUAUCAUCAUCAUACAUGAGCAUUUUUAGUGUGUAAAAUCUUUUCGUGUGUAGACGUUUUGCAUUAUAUCAGUACAUAUUUUAUUACCGUGUUAACGUCCAGCAAUGGGUAUGGUAUAAAUGAAUAGAUGUAAUGCUACACAAAUUAGUGUAAACUAGUAACUUAGUGUUUUCAGCAUGCUUUAGUGUCCUAUUUUGUCAGCAGCUAAAUUUGUAGAAAAUCCAAUCAUUUUCUAAGGUUGUUGAAUUUACAAAUAUUAAUUUUUGCCAAGAGAGAAUGGACACAUUCCUAACCUCAAGGGUCGUGAUAGCAUUCCUGUUGCAAGCACUGAUAAGAAAUAGGAAUGUUGAAAACAUUGUUUGCUUUGUUGUACACAUAAAUGCUCCAGCAUUCACAUAUUUAUGUAUGCGACUGUAUUGUCUUCUGUAAUAUGAUAUUAGACGUUAGAAUUUAGUUAUAGUCUGCAAAAAUUCAUCAUGUUGCAUUCCCAUUUAAUGUCUCUAUGUACAGUGGAAGUUAGUGUAAGAAAUAAAUUGACACAUUUUCUUGUA
Priapulus caudatus is the source of this 2605-nucleotide messenger RNA. Its product is annotated as WD40 repeat-containing protein SMU1. The transcript has 12 exons. Gene Ontology annotation, cellular component: precatalytic spliceosome. Gene Ontology annotation, molecular function: protein binding. The record is from RefSeq and is a predicted model, not a curated record. Gene Ontology annotation, biological process: mRNA splicing, via spliceosome. NCBI's taxonomy places the organism in Eukaryota, Metazoa, Priapulida, Priapulimorpha, Priapulimorphida, Priapulidae. The coding region runs from base 17 to 1558 and encodes 513 amino acids.